AUGUCAAAUUGCGUAGGCUUUCAAGAAGGUGAUUUUCUACAACCUCCAAGUUAAAAUUCGUACUCUGUUCCUGUUGAACUUUCUCCUAAUAAUCCAAUUAAAAAUUAAAUAAAAAAGACAUUGAUUACUGGAACUGGCAGGUAGAGCGUGUUUGAAGAAGAAUCUUCAAAUCAUGGUAAACCUGAAUUUUUAAGAUUAAUUAUUGCAAAAAGCUUAUAAAAUAACUUUAUUAAUAAUCUAUGGAAUAAGUCAUACUUACGAAAAUUACAUUAAUUGACGGAGUAUCAAAUAAAAACAAUAGACGAUUUAAGAUUUAGCAGUUCCUCUGCUGAGUCAGCUUAUGACAGCUUGGAUGUAUUUACACCUUAUAGCAAAUUCAUAUUCUUUUGGGAUAUUUCGUAGAUAGUGUUAUAUUUAUUUAUAUUUUUUUGGUUGCCUUUUAAAUUAUCAUUCGGAAUGAAUGAGAUUUGUGAGUUUUGGAAUGAUAAAAAUAAACACGAUUUGGAAAUCAUCAUCCUUAGCAUCUUGUCAUGCGAUGUUUUGGUUGGAAUGAAUAUGGCCUUUAUUCACAAAGGAUAAAUCAUCAAAAAUAGAAAGAGGAUUUUAUAAAAUUAUAUUAGAUAUAUUAUUUUAUUUAUUAUCUUGGUCUCAUUAGCAGUAUUGACCUUCCAUUUCUUUCUUCAUGACAAUUCAAAAUAAGCAACCACCCUGUUAAUUAUAUUUGCAGUUGUAUUUUACAUCUUAAGACUCAACAAAAUAGAAAAGAUACUCGCCCUAAUAUAGGAAUUCUUCAAUUUGAAUGGUAAAUUAAAUGAUCUACUUGCAUUAGUUUAGAUGAUUACAAUCAUUAUUUAUAUAAUCCACAUUUGCGCAUGUGUUUGGCAUGGCAUAGCUAAUAUUAAUUGUCAUCCCAAUUGGAUAGAUUCCUAUGAAUUGAGAGAUACUGAUAUUUAUGUUAGGUACAAUGUAGCUGUCUAUUGGGCAACCAUGACAAUGACUACAGUAGGAUAUGGUGAUGUUACUGCAAAAAACAACAUUGAAACUGCUGUUAAUAAUGUCACUAUGUUAAUUGGUAGUAUUGUUUUCGCAUAUUCAGUUAAUAGUAUAGGAAUAUUUGUAUCUAAUCUAUAUAAGAGUAGAUAAGAGUACAAUCACACUGUAAACUUAAUCAAUACAUUUAUGUCUAAAAACAAUAUCUAAUUUGAUCUUUAGACAAGAAUUCGAAGUUAUUUGCAAUAUAUAUGGCAAGAAGAGUAGUAGAUGAACGAAGAACAAGUGGGUUCUAUUGUUUAAAAGUUAAGUAGUCAUCUUCAAGAUGAGCUAAAUUUUCAAUUAAAGGGCAACAUAUUAAAUUAAUGUAAAAUAAUAACCAAGACUUUUUCACUUAAAUUCAAGCAACAUCUCUUAUUGGUGAUGGAAGAACAAAGCUUUUCUCCUGAAGAAAGAAUAAUAACGUUGAAUUAACAGGAUGAUAAUUCUUUGUAUAUAAUAACAAAAGGGGAAGUGGAGAUAGUAUUUGAAGGAACCAAUCAAAAUGGAGAUGUGCUACAAAGAAACAGUUUGUAAUGGUUGAAGGCAGGAGACUACUUCGGUGAGAUAUCAUUCAUAACAGGCAAAUUGAGAAGUGCAUCUGCAAUUGCAAGAGGGUUUGUGAGAGUGUUUAAAAUCAAAAGGGAAUAGUUAUUAAAGCUCUUAACCUUAUUUCCUAAUGAGUAUGAGAAGUUUUGCUGUUUGAAAGACUAAUUGAUGAUGAAAUAAGCAGUAGCAUCAGCCAUAUCAUGUUAUAGUUGCAAGAGUGAUUAGCAUCUGAUAAAUGAGUGUCACUUCCAUCAUUAUUGUGCAGACAUGGAAUCCCUGAUAAAGAAGGAGUAAUUCCCAGUUGAACAAAAGAGGAAAUCUUAUGAUCGUAGAGGCUACACAAGCAAAUUGCAUCCUUGGUUAAACCAAUAUGUCCUUACUAACAAAGCCAAAUAAUAUGCGUAUACAAAUACUAUAACGGAUAAUGAUUCUGAGGAAAACGAUGAUGAAGAAAAUGGUAUAUACUAAUCAAGUGAGGAUGAUGAAGAAUAAGCCCAAUUGAGAGAUAACUCGUAGUCUAUCAGUGCCACUCAACACUUAAAUGACACUGAGGAUGAGGAUAAUAAUAGGAUCCCAAAGUAUAAGAGAAACAUAGCAAUACCUCAUGAGACCAUCAAGACUGCUGGAUUUGGAUAGCACAAAUAGGAGAGACAAUAGCAACAUGAUUCUCCUUAAAUUGAGGGUGUGAUUGCAGAAUCAAAGAAAUUGAUCAACACCUAUUAAGUAAAGCCUCCUCAAGGGGAUAAUAGAACUAAUCCUAAGACAUCCAAGAAGAGAAUUACAUUAGUUAAGGAGGCGGCACAAGAGGAGCGAUAAGGGUCUGAGUAAUUUUAGAAGACAUUUCGUUAAGCUACAAAGAAGAGAUCUAAAACGGCUAGAGGAGUCAAAGAUCACAGUUAAUUUACUGAUGGUUAUUUGAACCAAGAAGGUUAGUUGGCAGCGUAUUUUGAUAAGAUGUAGAUAUUUAGUUACUAUUUCCCUAUCAAUAAUUACGAUGUUAUUCUGAAACGCUAUGCCAGAAUUUAGAAAUAAUUCGGCAAGAAAAGAGUAUUCCCUGAUUCUUCCAUUUAUAGUUUUUUUAUUUUGACAAUAAAGAAAGGCUAUAAAUUGAGAAGACUUGGAGAGGAAUUAUAAAAUCGUGCUGGACCCUAAAAGUUGCCAAUAACAUCAAAAAAGCCACAUAGAAAAUCGAAACCAACUUUAUUGUUUGGAAAAGACUUUAUAAUGAAUAAUAAUAUAAAUGUGAAUUAUUUCUAAGAAGGAGAAUUCCAAGGACCAAAUCCUCAACUUCUAAGCAACAAGGUUGUUUUUUAAUAAGGAGAUAUUCAAGGAGAUAGCAGUAAAUCAAUUACUGUACCUGAAUAAUUUGUGAUUUAGUAAUCACCUGUACGAACUCCGAGGAAUAUGGAAAGGACUAAAACAAUGGGAGGUCGUAGAUCAGAAUAUUAAUCUGCCUACGAUCAGGAGGAUGUAGAAUCGAUAAAAGACAGCAAACCGUAAUUUCUAAGGUUAAUAAUUGCUAAAAGUUUGUAAAACAAUUUCAUUAAUAAUUUGUGGAAUCGAUCUUAUUUGAGGAAAUUGCAUCAAUUGACAAAGUAUUAGAUAGAAUAAUUGGAUGAUUUAUAAUUGGAAUAGGAAUCAUUUUCUAGUGUGGGAAAUCAAAAUACUAAAUCUUUUAUUUAAUCGUUGGCCUUUUGGAAAUUUAUUGAUGUCUUCACUCCUUAUAGUAAAUUUAUCGUGAUUUGGGAUGUGUUCUAAAUUUUGACUUACAUAAUGAUAUUCUUUUGGCUACCUUAUAAAAUAUCAUUUUAAAUAUAUUUCAUUAGCGAUUUAUUCGAGAUGGAGAACACCAAAAUUAUAGAGAUGCUUCUCCUAUCAAUUUUGGCAUUGGAUGUUGUAGUUGGCCUCAAUCUGGCAUUCAUUUACAAGGGCUAAAUUAUAAAAGACAGGAAGAAAGUAAUAAUAAAUUAUUUCAAUUAAUACGCAUUCGUUGAUUUGGUAUGA
Molecule: messenger RNA, 3582 nt
Organism: Paramecium tetraurelia
Lineage: Eukaryota; Ciliophora; Oligohymenophorea; Peniculida; Parameciidae
Exons: 6
Source: RefSeq, a predicted model, not a curated record